AUGUUCUCCGUAUCGCGUAUCUUCUCCCGCGGCCAUCGACCACCACUACGACCACUUAUUCGACUAGCACAUGCUUCCGCUUCCGCUCCGCCCCUCGGCCGCGAGGGUAGUGUCGGGAAACAUCCCUUCGAUCUUGGUGAAGGGCCGCCUCCGUCCUCGGCUGGCGGGGGAGGGGGGAAGCGGGACAAGAUGCGCGAUGGUCCUGCAGAUCCCAUUGCUGGACCGAGUGGUCGGCCGCGUGAGGCCGAAUCAGUUGAGCCACAACCAGAGCCUCUGAUGGAGCAGAGCGUACAGACCCCUCCCCCCGAUGCGCCGCCCCCCUCCCCUUCCCCUUCCCCUUCCCCCUCCCCCUCUCCCGAGGCACUAACCCCGGCCGCAGCGCUCCCAACGCCUACCGUUCUGCCUAGCCGUCUGUCAGCCGCACACCCAUUCGACACGUUUGCGUUCGUGUCCCGCCUCGGCGCCAACGAUGUAUCGCCCACUACGUCGCGGACAUUGAUGGAGGCUGUACGGAGCAUGAUCGCCCACCGGACGGAAAUAGCUCAGACCCGCAUGCUGAGCCGCGAAGAGAUGGAUAAUGACGCGUACCGCUUCAAAGCGGCACUGAGCGAUAUCCGGACAGGACACAGUAUGCGAUCUAGACGGGACGGGGUGGCAUUACGGUCAGCUGCCAGCGCGACUCGACGCGAGGUCGAUGGACUCGAGCAAAAGAUCAAAGAGGAUAUCGGAGUUUUGAGGCAUGAUAUCGAGAUUGAGACGAAUAAUCGCAAGGCCGAGACGAGGAGCGAUAUGAAGCGCUUUGACAUUGCGCGCGAGGAAAUUAAUAACAAGUUUACCAUCUCGCUUGGGGACUUGCGGACCGAGAUCGAGGGGGCAAAGUGGGAAGCGACGACGCGGGCGAUCGCCAUCAUCGUCUCUCUUGUCGUUAUUGGCGUCGUGGUUUCCACAAUGGGGUCCAAGCCCGCCCCAGUGCCUGUGCCAGCGCCGGCUAAGGCUACCAUGCUCGACGUAGCGGUGGGGACAGACAACGAGGAUCACAUUCGCGAGGCGGAGGAGGAACUCGACCGGCUCCUCAGCAAGGUCGAUCAGAAGCGUCGGCGAGAGGCGGCGCGGCGACACGACGGCGAGGGCCGUAUCUAG
Cutaneotrichosporon cavernicola is the source of this 1140-nucleotide messenger RNA. RefSeq lists its product as uncharacterized. NCBI's taxonomy places the organism in Eukaryota, Fungi, Basidiomycota, Tremellomycetes, Trichosporonales, Trichosporonaceae. Bases 1 to 1140 code for a protein of 379 amino acids. The transcript has 3 exons. Gene Ontology annotation, cellular component: mitochondrion. The record is from RefSeq and is a predicted model, not a curated record.